GUGGCCACGGCAGCAGCCGCAGCCGCGGCAGCGAGAGAGCGCGAGGGAGUUAGGACCGCUCGGAGCGCGCGGGGCUCGGGGAGUAUAAGGUUUGCAAUCCUUCCACUUGCUGCCAGUUGCAGACGAAGAUCCGCUUCUAAGUGAAGCGUGCAGGCCACCCCUCGGAGGGCUGCGGCUUCCCCGGGCUCCCGGCUGCCUCCCCGGCGGCCCGCCCCCCCCUCGCCCCCGCCCCGCGCGCACUCCCGCGUUUGCACGCGCCCCGAAGUUUGCCCGGAGCUGCUGGCCGCUGGGAGCCGGGUCCAGCCGGGCGGGCGCGGCGGGCAGGGCGGGGAGCCGGGCACCGCAAUCCAGCCGCGUCGCGGGCCGGGCCAUGUCUGUUUCAUCAAAGGGACUUGGGGUGCGUCGCGUCUCGCAGCCAUCACCGCGAUGUGCAGUGACAUUUCUGACUUGAGUGGAGGAAUGCGCGCAGGGAGGCCGGGCGGCGUCGGCACCGGAGGAUCUUGGCGCCAACGCUAAUCAUGGUCCCGAUCUAGGUCCCUUCGGACGAAGCUCCACGUCCUCCUCGGAAAUAAAAUGAAAGCUGAGCCCCGCGGGGUAGAACCGCCCGGCUGCUGGUGCUGAGCCCCGGGAAUCAGGGAAUCGUCCUGCAGCUUAACGUUUAUUUUUAAAGGGCGAGGGGGAAAAAAUUAUAAAUAGGAAAAAAAACCCCUCCGUAAAAGUUUAAGGCGAGAAGUGGCAGAGGCAGUGGCGCGAGGCGGCGCAGGCGGAGCCGGCGGGCGGGACGGCGGCGACCUCCCGGAGGCUGCGAGUCCUGGUCAGUUUCGCCGGUUUUGGAGGGAGAGGCGCCUCUCAGUCCUCGCUUCCUCUCCACCCACCGCUCCCUCCUCGUCUACCUGCCCAAGUCCCUGAUCGUUCGCAUUUGGGAAGAGGACGUCCGCGGGAAGGAAUUCCCCGCUCUGGGCCGGGGCUCCGAGAGGGGGCGACGCCGGAGGCUCCCCCAGGGGCCCGGAGGCGAAGGGGUGUUGGUGCCAGAAGAAGAGAAUGAUUGACGGGACACAGACACCAGUGAGAGACACUCACCCUCUUGCUUCUGAUAUUGACACCUGAGUGUGUCCCAGCAGCCCUGGUGAGCCGCGAACACCUGGGAUCUCCAAGGGUGAUCGGAUGCUCAGCCAGAGAGCCACCCCUUUGCUGAAUCACGAUCCGCAACCGGACAUCUUUUACAAAAACCAACUGGAACCCAUCGAGUAGAUAUGUUCUAGGACAACAACAAGCCCACAGGCUGCUGUUAAGCCCACUGCACCAGUAUGUUAGCUUUCCACCAAAGUCCUCCAGAUCCCUGAGUGCGCCCAGUAUCUCAACCCUUCACGGUCAGUUUUGGCAUCGACUUUGAGGUCUCAUUCUCUUUUUUUAUUUUUUUUUUAUAUCCGGCCCUACCUACAUGGAGACAUCCAUGUGUGUGUAAAAUAGACACAGGCCACAGAUAAGCCAACCCCGCGCCAAUUCCCGCCAAGAUUGCCAAGAAUUUAGAGAUGUAUUUGUCAAGAUUCCUGUCCAUUCACGCCCUCUGGGUUACAGUGUCGUCGGUGAUGCAGCCCUACCCCCUGGUGUGGGGACAUUACGAUGUGUGCAAGACCCAGAUCUACACGGAAGAAGGCAAAGUGUGGGAUUACAUGGCCUGUCAGCCGGAAUCCACGGACAUGACCAAGUACCUGAAAGUGAAGCUGGACCCUCCCGACAUCACGUGCGGAGACCCUCCCGAGACGUUCUGCGCGAUGGGCAACCCCUACAUGUGCAACAACGAGUGCGACGCGAGCACCCCCGAGCUGGCGCACCCCCCGGAGCUGAUGUUCGACUUUGAGGGGAGACACCCCUCCACCUUCUGGCAGUCGGCCACCUGGAAGGACUACCCCAAGCCUCUCCAGGUGAACAUCACCCUGUCCUGGAGCAAAACCAUCGAGCUCACCGACAACAUAGUCAUCACCUUCGAGUCGGGGCGCCCGGACCAGAUGAUCCUGGAGAAGUCCCUGGACUACGGGCGCACCUGGCAGCCCUACCAGUACUACGCCACGGACUGCCUGGACGCCUUCCACAUGGACCCCAAGUCCGUGAAGGACCUGUCCCAGCACACGGUCCUGGAGAUCAUCUGCACCGAAGAGUACUCCACGGGCUACAUGACCAACAGCAAAAUCAUCCACUUUGAAAUCAAAGACAGGUUCGCCUUCUUCGCCGGGCCCUGGCUGCGCAACAUGGCCUCCCUCUACGGCCAGCUGGACACGACCAAGAAGCUCCGAGACUUCUUCACGGUCACGGACCUGAGGAUCCGGCUGCUGAGGCCGGCCGUCGGGGAGAUUUUCGUGGACGAGCUGCACUUGGCGCGCUACUUCUACGCCAUCUCGGACAUCAAGGUCCACGGCAGGUGCAAAUGUAACCUCCACGCCACGGUGUGCGUGUACGACAACAGCAAACUGACCUGUGAGUGUGAGCACAACACGACAGGGCCCGACUGUGGGAAAUGCAAGAAGAACUACCAGGGCCGGCCUUGGAGCCCAGGCUCGUACCUCCCCAUCCCCAAGGGCACCGCCAACACCUGCAUCCCCAGUAUUUCCAGCAUUGGUAACUGCGAAUGCUUCGGCCACUCCAAUCGAUGCAGUUAUAUCGAUCUGCUAAAUACAGUCAUUUGCGUGAGCUGUAAGCACAACACUAGAGGGCAGCACUGUGAGUUAUGCAGGCUGGGCUACUUCCGAAAUGCUUCGGCACAGCUGGACGAUGAGAAUGUGUGCAUAGAGUGUUAUUGUAACCCCUUGGGCUCAGUCCAUGAGCGCUGUAAUGGCUCGGGAUUCUGUGAGUGUAAGGCGGGAGCCACGGGGCCUAAGUGUGAUGAGUGUCUGCCGGGCAAUUCCUGGCACGCCGGCUGUCGACCCAACGUCUGCGACAACGAGCUGCUGCACUGCCAGAACGGCGGCACCUGCCACAACCACGCGCGCUGCCUGUGCCCCGCCGCCUACACCGGCGUCCUGUGCGAGAAGCGGCGCUGCGAGGAGACCGGCGGCUGCGGGGCGCGCUCGGGCCAGGGGGCGCCCCCGCGCGGCCACGCGGCGCUGCUGCUGCUGCUGCCGCUGCUGCCGCUGCUGCCACCGGCGACCCCGACCCCGACCGCCGCGCUGCUCGCCGUCUAGGCGGCGCCGCAGCCACCAGCCGGCCCGGGACCGGGGAAGCCGCCGCCGCCGCCCGCCCCAGCAUUCGCUCCCGACCCAGAACCACACUCAGACCCCGCGCCCACGCAGCGCCCGCCCCGGGAGGCCCGACUGAACGAAGCCAUAUUUCUCAGCCGUGGACAGCGCCUCCGAGUCAACUCUGGUCGUUCCUGACUCGGGAGCGGGCAGCGGCGGUGGCGUCGCUGCAGAGCGAAGCGCCCGUGGGACAGGCUGGGACGGCCCCUCCGCGCAGGAAAGACCGCACCAACGAUCCAACGAACCGAACCGACCGGCAGGGGCGUGUGCGCUCCCGCCGUGCGCCCAGCACCACUGCGCCCAGCGCGCCUGGCCCCACCACGCGGAGCGGUCUUUGCUGGCCGGGCAUCGGCCGCGUGGCCCGCCGCGGCCCCGAGCCCCCUCCCACCCGUGCUUCACGGACGUUGCUGUCACCCUCGUUGGUUGGAAGGUUUCUUGUCUGAUGUCAGUAAACGCACCUGUGCAACAGCCCCUCCUGCGCUCGGCGGGCCUCCCGGGGCCGCGUGCCGGGGCGCCCCGCUGUCCAAGGGCGGCCGUCGGGGAAGGAGAAAGUGUAUCUAUCCUUUUGUAUUCAAAUGAAGUUAUUUUUCUUGAAAUACUGUACUACGUAGAUUUUUUGUAUUCUUGCCGAUUUGUGUUACCAGACAAUCUGUUCGCGUUUCCCCCGUCCGACGCAGCGCGGGCUGGCGCUGUGCUGUCCUCUCCCGUUCUGUUGUGCGGUUUCUCUGUAAGGGCAACGAGCGCGCCGGCGUCCCAGCAUAUCCGUUUACAUAUAGAACGAGUGUAAUAAGAUUCCACCAAAGGACAUUCCGUUUUCUUGUUUGCUUUAACCCGGGAAGAGUUAACGAGUAACCAGUUCCUGCCUACGUACUGCGCUUUCUUGGGAGGCCGGGCGCAGCCCCGAGCAGUGUCACCCUCGCUUUGCUGCCGUCUCCGUGGUGGACCGAUCACGCUCAGCCGGCGGGUGUAGUGCCCGGGCCGGCGGAGGGUGUGCGCUAGCCUGGACACCUUCUGCAAAACCCGAGACUGUUUCCGCUUGGGGAAGACGAUAACAGGAAAGAGUAAAUAAAUCUAAGCGAUUGCCAAGCUUAUGCCAAAGCCUGCUGGCAGAGUACGAAGAGACUUUUAUUUUUCAGCCAUGCUAUUUUCACCGACCGAUGUGACCACGCGACUCCAGGGAGGGAUGCUGAUGGAUGUAUCUUUCCAAGCACAGUGUUUACAGGGAGUGUCGUGGGGGCAACCUGGGGACCCAGGGAAGUGGCAGGGAGUGGAGUGUUCGCAGUUGGACUUGGGAUAUAUUCAAACUCUCUAGAAGAACUAUCAACCAUCCAGCAGCGAGUAGACAUGACUGCUGGGCCUGAGAAUAAAGUUUGUUUCAAGUA
This is a messenger RNA of Myotis daubentonii (Daubenton's bat), 4615 nucleotides long. RefSeq names its product netrin G1 (gene NTNG1). The transcript is spliced from 8 exons. Lineage: Eukaryota; Metazoa; Chordata; Mammalia; Chiroptera; Vespertilionidae. The record is from RefSeq and is a predicted model, not a curated record. The coding region runs from base 1533 to 3179 and encodes 548 amino acids. Gene Ontology annotation, biological process: axonogenesis; animal organ morphogenesis; tissue development.